Molecule: messenger RNA, 708 nt
Organism: Physella acuta
Lineage: Eukaryota; Metazoa; Mollusca; Gastropoda; Physidae
Product: DNA-directed RNA polymerases I and III subunit RPAC2
Biological process (GO): transcription by RNA polymerase III; transcription elongation by RNA polymerase I
Cellular component (GO): RNA polymerase III complex; RNA polymerase I complex
Molecular function (GO): protein dimerization activity; DNA binding
Source: RefSeq, a predicted model, not a curated record
AAUUGUUUGGUAAACAAACUUCACUCCAAUAAAAACCUCGUGUAUGCCACUCUUGACAACUUGUACUAACUAAAUUCUAUUCUAGAUCUAGAACAAGAAUCUAGUUUAGCUCUACCAGGGUUUAUCACCAUGACCCAUCAAGAUUCAACAUCUAAACAAAAGCCCUGUCUAGAAUUGCUCGAUGCAAGAAAUGAUGGUGAUGAAACUUGUCAAACAUUUAUCUUACACGACGAAGAUCAUACUUUGGGGAAUUCCUUGAAGUAUAUGCUUAAUAAAAACCCAGAUGUAACUUUUGUUGGCUACAGCAUCACCCAUCCUUCGGAGAACAAAAUCAACCUGCGCAUUCAGACAUCAGGCAAACCAGCAGUGGAUGUUUUAAAGCAAGCUUUGAAAGAUUUAAAACAGAUGUGCAGUCACAUGCUGACAACUUUUGAGUCCUCAACAAAAUAUUACAAAGAGAAUCAUAUGGAAGUGAAUGACAUGGACAAUCAGUCUUAAGUUUGUUUAUAUGGAACAGUGAAUGAUUGUAUUGUAAAUACAUUUUUUGUGUGAAUGCUGCGUUUUAAUUUGAAAGAGAUAGACUGCCAGUAUGAAUUUAAUAUAGUAAAUUUUAAGUUUUGUCUAGUGUGAACGAGUUGAUAGUUUGUAGUGAGAAUUCAUCAUGAUUGUGAUCAUCACAUGUUUUAAAUAAAUAUUCUUGUUACAUUC